This is a messenger RNA of Yamadazyma tenuis ATCC 10573, 810 nucleotides long. RefSeq names its product hydroxyacylglutathione hydrolase (gene GLO2). The record is from RefSeq and is a predicted model, not a curated record. Gene Ontology annotation, molecular function: hydroxyacylglutathione hydrolase activity. NCBI's taxonomy places the organism in Eukaryota, Fungi, Ascomycota, Pichiomycetes, Serinales, Debaryomycetaceae.
AUGCUUCUCAAACCUCGAUUGAUUUUAAACCACACCAGAUCCAUGCACGUCGAAUCCAUUCCCAUGAGAUGGGGCUCCGGCGACAACUACGCUUACUUGUUGAUGGACUCGGACUCAAAAGAUGCCUGGCUUAUUGACCCGGCCGAGCCUGAUGAAGUGUUGCGGUACUUCAAGUCUCACAAUCUUGAUUUCCACCUAAAGGCCAUUGUAAAUACCCACCAUCACUACGACCAUUCGUCGGGAAACAAACACUUCCACAAAGUGUAUCCAACACUUCCCGUCAUUGCUGGCAAGGAUUCGCCAUUGGUGAGUCAUACCCCGGCUCACAAAGAGGUGAUUGAGCUAGGUACCAACUUGUCAAUUACUGCACUACACACUCCAUGUCAUACCCAGGACUCAAUUUGUUACUACGCAGAGGAUGCGACCACCAACCAGAGGGUGGUUUUCACGGGAGAUACGUUGUUUACCAGCGGGUGUGGCCGAUUUUUCGAAGGGGUGGGGGCAGAAAUGAAUAAAGCCUUGAACACAGUGCUUGCAUCUUUGCCCCAUGACACCAUUGUGUUCCCAGGACACGAGUACACCAAGUCCAAUGUGGUGUUUUCGUCAAAGAUCUUGAAGAGUCUUGCCAUGCAAAAAUUGUCCCAGUUUUGCCAAACGAACGAGUUCACCACUGGUAAGUUCACAAUUGGAGAUGAGCUUGAGUUCAACCCGUUCAUGCGUUUACAUGACCCGGCUGUGCAAGAGGCCACGGGAGAGACUGAUGGAGAUAAGGUGACGACGAAGUUGAGAGAAAUGAAGAACCAGAGUUGA